AUGGCACAACAGUACGGAUACGGCGGGAAGCAAAACCCGUACGACCAACGGGACGACAACAACUACAGCGGCGGUGGCUAUGACCAGGGCGGCUAUGACACUCCCCCUCCCGGCUAUAAUAAUACCCCCUAUGGCGCUGGUGGCCGUGGUUACGACCAGACUGGAGCCACAGCUGUCGAGAUGGCUCCUCUGACGCAAAACGCCGGCGGCAUGGCCCGCGAAGACCCCAACGCGAUCCGCAACGAGUGCCGUGACAUCGGCAACGAAAUCGGCCAAGUCGAAGCCAGCCUAGAACAGAUCAAGCAGAUGCAAACCCGAGUCCUCAAUGACACCGACACCUCCUCGACCAGCAAUUCUAACCGCCAAUUGGAUGCCCUCACCACCGAGACCACGACUCACUAUCGUGCCCUUGUCGAACGUGUGCGCCAAGUCAAGUCCAAGCCUGAAGGUCAAAGUGCUGCGAACAGAGAGCAUGUGAGCCGAGUCGAUCGACGGCUCAAGGACGUCAUCACCAAGUACCAGGGUGUCGAGUCGGAAUUCCAGGCUGCCGUCAAGCAACAGAUGAGCCGCCAAUAUCGCAUUGUCCGCCCCGACGCUACAGAGGAGGAGGUCCAGGCCGCUGUCAACGAUGCUGGCAGUGGCCAAAUCUUCAGCCAAGCCAUGAUGCAGAGCGACAGACAGGGCAAGGCUCGUGCGGCACUCAGCGCUGUUCAGGACCGCCACAAGGAGCUGCUCAAGAUUGAGCAGCAGAUGACGGAGCUGUUCCAGCUCAUGCAGGAUCUUGAUACCCUGGUCGUCCAGCAGGAUGCCACCAUUGUGCAGAUUGAGCAGAAGGGUGAGGAGGUUGUCGAGAACCUCGACAAGGGCAAUGAGGAGAUUGCCGUGGCUGUCACAACUGCCAGGGCUACCAGGAAGAAGAAGUGGAUUUGCCUCGGUAUUGUUGUUGCCAUUAUUGCCAUUGUCGUCAUCAUCGUCCUCAUCUACGUCUUUGUCAUCCGAGGAAACAACAACAACAAGAAGCGAUCUCUGCUCGAGGGAGUGGCAAUGCCAGCUGUUCGUCUCGGCGCCCGUAUCCCCGCCGUGGACGAUGCUCUGGCCCUGAGACUUGGCCGCAUAGCCCACGGAAGGCCUCACAUGCCCGUCGCACCCCCACUGAAAUGA
Molecule: messenger RNA, 1161 nt
Organism: Trichoderma breve
Lineage: Eukaryota; Fungi; Ascomycota; Sordariomycetes; Hypocreales; Hypocreaceae
Product: syntaxin domain-containing protein
Exons: 4
Coding region: 1-1161 (386 amino acids)
Biological process (GO): exocytosis; vesicle fusion; intracellular protein transport
Cellular component (GO): SNARE complex; endomembrane system; plasma membrane
Molecular function (GO): SNAP receptor activity; SNARE binding
Source: RefSeq, a predicted model, not a curated record